AGAGCGGAAACCGGAAAACCUAGGCGAGAGGGCGAAGAGAGAGUGACUCACUAGGGCUUUUGGAGGCGAUCGUCUCUCUCGAUCUCCCGAUCCUUCGUUCAUGGCGGAAGAGACCCCGCAGAUCCCCGAAUCCACCGGGGGAGACGCGCCUUCCGAUGCAGGAGGAGAUGUGGUGGACAUGGAGGUCGAAACCGGGAAUCCGCAAAACCCUACCGUUAAGGUAGAGGACGAGCCCAGUGGAGCCGAGGAUCCUGAGGAGAAUGGGGUUGGUGAGGUGAAGAGGGAGAGAGAAGAGGGAGAUGAAGUAGAGGAGGGAGAAGAAGGGGCUUUGAAGAAGCCCAAGGUGGAGAGCUCCGUGGAGGAGGAGAGGCUCGAGAAGGUGGAGGCGAAGGGAGAGGGAGGAGAGGAGGCGAAGGGGGAAGAAGAAGAAGAAGAAGAAGAGGAAGAUGAGGGGGAGGAGGAGAAGAAGGAAUCGACCGCGGCGAAUCUCGGGCCGAAGGUGUUUAGCUCAUCGGUGGAGAUGUUUGAUUACUUCUACAAGCUCCUUCACACGUGGUCUCCGAAUCUCGAUGUGAAUAAGUAUGAGCACAUGGUGUUGCUGGACUUAUUGAAGAAGGGCCACGCAGAACCAGACAAGAAGAUCGGCGCAGGGAUUGAAGCGUUCCAGGUCCGUUACCACCCAACAUGGAAGAGCCGCUGCUUCUUCGUCCUUCGAGUUGACGGAUCCGUGGAUGAUUUCAGCUUCCGCAAAUGUGUUGAUCAUAUAAUCCCCUUGCCUGAGAACAUGAAGGCCUUAUCAGCUUCUGGUGGCGGCAAAGGGUUCGAUGGCAAGAAGGCCGGUGGGCAUCACAAGGGGGGACGUGGAGGGGGCCGGUGGGGAGGGAAAGGAGGGCGAGGCCGGGGAAGGAGAGGCAAGUUUUGAAAGCAUAAAUGCGGCAAUAUGCACGGUUUAAUUUGAGAGGGCAAUUUAAAUUAGAGCUUUUCUAUGGCGAUGAUAUAUGCAGGUGAAUGUUGCAAAUUUUGCUAUUCUAGUCAAAAUCAUGACUUCAAUUUGUAUUAGUCCGGCUUAAGAGUUUCCUCAUUUAUAUUAUGGUUGGUCUGUUAGUGCUGUUCUUUUUGUA
Ananas comosus (pineapple) is the source of this 1121-nucleotide messenger RNA. RefSeq names its product protein DCL, chloroplastic. The record is from RefSeq and is a predicted model, not a curated record. The transcript is spliced from 2 exons. Gene Ontology annotation, cellular component: chloroplast. Lineage: Eukaryota; Viridiplantae; Streptophyta; Magnoliopsida; Poales; Bromeliaceae. Gene Ontology annotation, biological process: chloroplast organization; chloroplast rRNA processing. The coding region runs from base 101 to 922 and encodes 273 amino acids.